Molecule: messenger RNA, 717 nt
Organism: Ambispora gerdemannii
Lineage: Eukaryota; Fungi; Glomeromycota; Glomeromycetes; Archaeosporales; Ambisporaceae
Source: the annotation of a GenBank genome assembly
AUGAGUGUAAUCGGAUUACGUCAAUAUCAUAUUCAAGAUGAAUCAGAAAGCACUCCUUUAGAAUCUUUACUUCAAUUGCGCCAAAAUCUCCAAGAGCUACUGGCAGAAUAUCAUUUGAAAGAUAUCUACAACGCGGAUGAAACAGGAUUGUUCAAUAGGAUGGAUCCAAAUAUUACUCUUGUUACUGGAUCGCGAUCAGGAAGAAAGAAGAUAAAAUGCCUUGGACGAGACAUAUAUUUUCCAGGCAUUGAAUUUUCAGGAAAGGUCAAUGUUCUUCAAGCAAUUCAGCAAGUCGAAACAGCUUGGAAAGCUGGUAUAAUUUUGGCAUCAUACGAGAAUUCUUCCACUUGGAUAUCUUUUUCGGAUCAGAGUGAUGAUGCUGAUUUCGGCAACCCAUCUAAGGAUAUUCUUGCCGUAGAACGUGAGACAUUAAACGUAAUUGAAAGAAUGGAAAAUAAUCAAACUUUGCAAGUUAUUGCUCACUGCUAUUUUGACGAUAUAGAGGAUAUUCCUCUUGAGGAGGAGUUGGAUGAAACACACAUCUUGGAUUUAGCCCAACGUUCAGAAGUGGAUGACGAAGAUGCAUGUGAUACAGAUGUAGAUGGCGAACACAAAAUAUCAUUCUCUGAGACCAAGAUUCACCUGAACAAGCUCAUUAAAUUUCUGGCACAACAGCCAGUUGAGUUUUCUAAGGAGACAGAAAAUCAAGUCCUCUGA